This is a messenger RNA of Molossus molossus (Pallas's mastiff bat), 1836 nucleotides long. It is a transcript of the gene TREH, whose product is annotated as trehalase. The transcript has 15 exons. Gene Ontology annotation, molecular function: alpha,alpha-trehalase activity. The record is from RefSeq and is a predicted model, not a curated record. Bases 39 to 1769 code for a protein of 576 amino acids. Gene Ontology annotation, biological process: trehalose catabolic process. NCBI's taxonomy places the organism in Eukaryota, Metazoa, Chordata, Mammalia, Chiroptera, Molossidae.
CAGGAGGUGCCUGAGCUUCCUCAUCAGCUGCAGCCACCAUGCGCGAGAGGGCCUGGGACCUGUGCCUGCUGCUUCUGCUUGCGCUGGGGGUCCGGGGCCUGCCCCCACCCUGUGAGAGCCAGAUUUACUGCCACGGGGAGCUUCUGCACCAAGUUCAAAUGGCCAAGCUCUACCCGGACGACAAGCAGUUCGUGGACAUGUCGCUGACCUCAGCUCCAGGUCAGGUGCUGCAGCACUUCCACGAGCUGGCCAGCACCCACAACCACAGCAUCCCCCGGCGGCAGCUGCAGGCGUUCCUCCAGGAACACUUCCGGGCCGUGGGGCAGGAGCUGCAGCCCUGGACGCCCGAGGACUGGAAAGACAGCCCCCGGUUUCUGCAGAAGAUCUCGGACCCCAAGCUGCGUGUGUGGGCAGAGCAGCUGCACCAGCUCUGGAAGAAGCUGGGAAAGAAGGUGAAGCCAGAGUUCCUCCAGCACCCUGAACGGUCCUCCCUGAUCUACUCACAACACCCCUUCGUGGUGCCCGGCGGGCGCUUUCUCGAGUUCUACUACUGGGACUCCUACUGGGUGAUGGAGGGCCUGCUCCUGUCGGAGAUGCCCCAGACGGUGAAGGGCAUGCUGCAGAACUUCCUGGACCUGGUGCGAGUCUAUGGGCACGUCCCCAACGGGGCCCGCGUGUACUACCUGCAGCGCAGCCAGCCCCCGCUCCUGACCCUCAUGAUGGACCGCUAUGUGGCUUACACCAACGACACCGCCUUCCUCCGGGACAGCGUGGGGGUCCUGGCCUCGGAACUGGACUUCUGGGCCGAGAACAGAAGCAUCUCUGUGCUCCUGGGGGAAAGGAGCUACGUCCUGAAUCGCUAUCAUGUCCCUUACGGGGGACCCAGACCAGAGUCCUACAGCAAAGAUGCCGAGCUGGCGGGCUCCCUGCCAGAAGGGGACCCGGAGGCCUUGUGGGCUGAGCUCAAGGCAGGGGCCGAGUCUGGCUGGGACUUCUCAUCACGCUGGCUCGUUGGAGGCCCAGACCCUGACCUGCUCAGCAGCAUCCGGACCAGCAAACUUGUGCCUGUCGACCUCAAUGCUUUCCUGUGCCAGGCAGAAGAGCUGCUGAGCAACUUCUAUGCCAGGCUGGGGAACGACUCCCAAGCCAGAAAGUACAGACGUUUGCGGGACCAGCGCUUGGCUGCCCUGACGGCCGUCCUUUGGGAUGAGGAGAAAGGUGCCUGGUUUGACUACGACCUUGAAAACGGAAAGAAGAACCUGGAGUUUUACCCGUCCAACCUCGCUCCUCUCUGGGCCGGCUGCUUCUCCGACCCCAGCGUCGUGGACAAGGCUCUGAGCUACCUGGAGGACAGCCAGAUCCUGACCUACCAAUACGGGAUCCCCACCUCCCUCCGGAAGACGGGCCAGCAGUGGGACCUCCCCAACGCCUGGGCCCCCCUACAGGACCUGGUCAUCAGAGGCCUCGCCAAGUCCCCGGCACCAAGGGCCCAGGAAGUGGCUUUCCAGCUGGCGCAGAACUGGAUCCAGACCACCUUUGCUGUCUACUCCCGAGAGUCGGCCAUGUACGAGAAGUAUGACAUCAGCAACGGCGGACAGCCAGGUGGUGGAGGGGAGUAUGAAGUCCAGGAGGGGUUUGGCUGGACCAACGGCGUGGUCCUGAUGCUCCUGGACCGCUACGGCGACCGGCUGCGCUCGGGAGCCCCGACAGCUGUCCUGGAGUUCCAGUGCCUGGCAGCUGCCCUCCUGCUUAGCCUCCUGCCGCAGUGACGGCCUCGCUGCCCUCUGGCCUCCGUCCCUCCUCUGGCUCCAGCUCCCGCCUCAUUAAACCUGCGCG